Phalaenopsis equestris is the source of this 2421-nucleotide messenger RNA. Its product is annotated as inactive poly [ADP-ribose] polymerase RCD1-like. NCBI's taxonomy places the organism in Eukaryota, Viridiplantae, Streptophyta, Magnoliopsida, Asparagales, Orchidaceae. The transcript is spliced from 9 exons. The coding region runs from base 437 to 2197 and encodes 586 amino acids. Gene Ontology annotation, molecular function: NAD+ poly-ADP-ribosyltransferase activity. The record is from RefSeq and is a predicted model, not a curated record.
GCCCCGGUUGCUUCCCUGCUGACGAUCUCCGCCACACUACUCGUCAUCGAGGGUUUGGGGUUUGCUCCGCGACUGUGCCUGACACGAGGAAGGUGGCGAUUCACUGAAGUACCCAGUUUCGAAUCACUGGAGGUAGGGGCAAUAGGCACCGUGGCGAGUAGCCAGGUGUGACUUUAUACAUCUUUUGCACAAUAUUUUUGAGAGCUUGUACUUAUGUUUUGGUAUAGCUGGAAAGGAGGAAUUUUGGAAGUGCUGGGAUGGAAAUUUUAAAGUUAGAAACUCACUAUUUUGCAAAAACUAAGGGUUUUUGAGAAGAGAUUGGUGGACAUGAGUUCUUAUGGAUAAUCUCCGUAUAUUUGUAAAUAACUGUGUAGGCAGGCUUCCCGGAUGAAUAGUAUUUAGAUUUUUCCUACUGCUGUUUCUUUUCUUAAUAUAAAUGGAUGGGGAAAAUGAAAAGUUGUUGCAUAAUUCUGGAGUUAACAGUUUUAUGAAGAAGAGACCAUCCUCUUCCCCACAAUUUACUAGUGUUUGCAGCAGGUUAGCAUCUGAAAAGCCUGGGGCUGACCAGCCAACUUUGUCAUGUUGCAAUAUGAUUAAAGCCUGUGAUUGUUAUACUCAGCAUUUCCUACCUUUUAACAACCUCACUGUUAGAAAUUAUCUCAACUUCAUGAAGAGUGGCUUGCCCCAACGGUUGUUGUUUUACCAUGACAGUGAAUGGAAGGACUUUGCUGCUGAGAUUUGUGACCUUAUGCGUGAAGAUUUCCGGUUAAAGAAGGCGAUAAUAGAGAUUACACAUAAAAACGAGCAGUUUUUGUUGGAUUUUGUCCAUAUGCUUCAUAUAGAUUCAAAAACAGGUCUCAGCAUGCCUAUUGCUUGGAUUGAUGAACAUGGAAAAUGCUUCUUUCCAGAUUUUUAUCCGGAAUCUUGCGUUGCACAUAGAUUCGUCAAUGGCAGAAAUCUUCAUGCUGCUAGAUUGCCAAAUGGAUCAGGAGAAAUAAAUCACUGUGGGGUCCUUACGAGUGCGUCUGAAAGCUCAAUAUUUGUACGCCCUGAUGAUGAUGAACCGGUGAAGCUUGCUGAACCUAUUAUUGUUGACAAUUAUUCUAUCGAUAAUGGUGAAAGAAUGGGAGAGAAUGAACCGCGCUCUUUUACUAUUGCAAAUAUAUCAGAUUCAGAAUCUGUGCAGGUGAAAGAGACCAGAGCAGACUAUGCUUUAGAUAUCUUGGGCUCCAUCAGGAGUCUUUUUCUGUGCGGAUUAUACCCUCAUGUUAAUGCCAAUGAUGUAGUUAGCAUCUUAAGGACACCUACUGUUAAUAGAUUUGGAGAAGUUUGUUUUCAAACUUUCCAGAAGCAAGUUGAGAUCAUCAAGAGUCUUCGUGGUGGUAAUGCAAACGUAAGAUAUGCAUGGCUGCCUUCCAGCAAGUCUGCUGUGGAAGAUAUUUUAUUGUGUGGGGCUAGGAGAAUUGAAAAGCCGGUUCGGGGUACUACAUAUGGCCUGGGCAUUCAUCUUGCUCCAGUAAACCGCUCCAAUGUCUGUGCUAGCUAUUCCGAUGUUGACGAAAAUGGUUUGUCUCAUAUGAUUCUAUGCCGCAUCAUUAUGGGCAAUGUGGAAGUUGUUCAUCCUGGAUCAACACAAUCUCAACCGAGUAGUGACAAAUUUGACAGUGGGGUGGAUGAUCUUAAAGCACCGAAGCAUUAUGUUAUAUGGGAUAAAAAUAUGCAUUCUCACAUCUAUCUAGAAUAUGCUGUGACUUUCAAGUUACUUUCUGAGGCUAGAGAGUUUAUUUUUGGAAAAGAAAGGAUAGUUGAUUCCACAAUUAGUGAUGGUACUUCACGUGUUUCACCAUCUAAGGUAGGCAAUAAUAAGCCAGCACUUGGACCAGCCGACCAGUUACUUCCUAUAGCUGGUUCAUUCGGUAGAGAUCCAAAACCAACAUCCCCAUGGAUGCCCUUUUCUAUGUUGUUUGCUGCAAUUUCAACCAAAGUUUCUUCUCAAGAUAUGGAUCUUGUUAAUAAACAUUAUGAAGAAUUCAAGAAGAGACAAAUAACCAGGCUUGACCUGGUUAAGAGGCUACGGCAAAUCAUCGGUGAUAAACUUUUAAUAUCUACUAUAAUGAGGCUUCAGCACAAGCUCCCACCUUUGGCCAGACAAGAGGUGUCAAGUUCUGGCUGCAAAAAGCUUCAAACAAAUCCUUAAAUUGCGCGAGCUGAAAUAUAAGGUUUGGACAAUAGCGAGGUUUUACAUUGAGUAGUCUCUUCUUGCGGACUCUGCUACUUUAAAAUGUUUAUAUCAGAUUUGUCGAAAUGAAUUUAGCAUAAUCUUGACUUAGUUAACUUGUAUUUUGAUUGCCUUAUAUGAUUUGCUAAAAUAGCUGUAAAUGAUAGGCAAUAUUUUAAGGUUGACUGAACUGCUUUGGACUA